Messenger RNA from Parasteatoda tepidariorum (common house spider), 615 nucleotides. RefSeq names its product tigger transposable element-derived protein 6-like. The record is from RefSeq and is a predicted model, not a curated record. Lineage: Eukaryota; Metazoa; Arthropoda; Arachnida; Araneae; Theridiidae.
AUGGCAGGGGCUAAACGUAAAUUGAAUGUUCUCUCCAUUGAAGAAAAAAUGAAAAUUUUAACAUUCUUGGACGGAAACCCAUUAAUGAAAAAAAACGAAGUUGCAGUGAAGCUCGGUUUACCAGAAAGCACUCUUUCUACAAUUAUUAAGAAUCGAGAAGCUGUGGAGCAAAAAUUUCAUAGCAGCAACAAGAAUGUGAAAAAAAGCCGAAAAUGCACUUUUCCGGACGUGGAUGAAUGUGUUUUAAAAUGGUUUACACAAUGCAGGAGCAGCGGUAUUCUUAUCAGUGGACAAAUAAUGCAACGAAAAGUUGAGGAUUUUGCUAAAGAGCUUGGCCAUGAAGAUAAUUUUAAAGGUAGUAACGAAUGGAUAGAAAGUUUUAAAAAUAGGCACGUGAAAGGCUAUGAGCCAAAAAAUAUUUUCAAUGCUGACGAGACAGGACUGUUUUAUCAAUGUUUGCCAGACAAAACUGCUAUAUUUAAAGAUGAAGCAUGCAGGGGAGGAAAACAAAGUAAAGCUCAUUUGACAUUGCUCUUAGCUGCAAAUGAAGCAGGCACAGAGAAACUUCCUCCUCUCAUGAUCGGACGCUCAGAAAAGCCUAGAUGCUUUUCUAAA